Chelonia mydas (Green sea turtle) is the source of this 3207-nucleotide messenger RNA. RefSeq names its product C-type lectin domain family 2 member L-like. Bases 86 to 634 code for a protein of 182 amino acids. The transcript is spliced from 5 exons. The record is from RefSeq and is a predicted model, not a curated record. Lineage: Eukaryota; Metazoa; Chordata; Testudines; Cheloniidae.
UUCCCUUUUCCACUCGUAUCCGCCCCCUGGCCUCCGCCCUGAGGGCGCCAUGCAGCGGGAGACAGGGAAGCGGAAACCAGACUAAAUGAGCCGGAGCAGGGGAGACGCAGUAAUAGGAGGGGGGUCGCCUCCCGCUUCCCCUGGGUGCCUCCCAGGGCUCUGCUCAAAUAUCUGGUUCUGGAGGUGCACUACAGGGAUUCUUGCUGUUGUUUCGGUUUUGAUCUUGUGUAUUCACCUUGCGGUAAACAGCUCAUCAGGGAAAGGUUCUUCUGGGUCUCCUCCUCCAGAACCAUGCCCUGCCGACUGGCUGUACCACCAAAGGAAAUGUUACUGCUUCUCUGAGAAAGAAGAGGACUGGAACUCCAGUCAGAGCUUUUGUGCCUCACACAACAGCUCCCUAAUUGUAAUUGAAAGCCAGCAAGAACUGAAAUUUAUAAUGAAAAUAACAAAGCAAGAUCCGUGGAUUGGACUUCGCAAGACAGGAGAAGAAUUCCAUUGGGUAAAUGGGACUCCAUUAGAUACAAGUCUGUUGGCAGUAAAGGGUUCUGGAGAAUGUGCCUAUAUUGAAUCAGAUGUGGUCUCCAGUUCUGGAUGCUCAUUACCCAGGGGUUGGGUCUGUAAAAAAGGCUCUUAGCUCUGUGUACUCAUGCUUCACUCAGCCAAUUAGUGUAAAACCCAGGGUUCAGCUGUCACAGUUGAGGGCAACUGCACCUGUAUGUCCCCUCAGUGAUCCAGCAAGGGCACCUAGUCUCAGGCUUGCUGCAUCGUUCUCCCUUCUGACUGGGGUAUUUCCAAGGCUGCACAGUUCCCUGCCUUUAUUGUGUUGUUCCCCGCACAGUCAGGUUGCCCAAGGACACCUGCUUGCUUUCUCCUCUGAGACAGUUAACAGGUGUAAUUGCUACAGUUAUAAGAUACCACACAGCACUUCCUAUGACAGUCCACUUUAUUCUUAUGGUAAAAAUCAUUACGGAGAAAACAUGAAAAACAAUAAAAGACCUUACACACAUGCUACUAAGCUUCCCUGAAUUCACCCUAACAUGGAUUCUGGCAGGAGCAGUUCUUCCCUCCCCCCAGCCAACAGAUUCCUUGUGGUUACAAGUUCAUCACAGCUUUAGCUCAGAACAAGCUCAAUAGGGCCAGUCCUUCCAACCCUACCAGAAGGAUUGGGGCCUUCUGUGGACCAGAGGUCCUGUCUGUUUGCUGGGUCAGGAAGAAGGCCCUGAGCUGGUUGAAAAUCAAGAUUUUUAUCCAAAAAUCUUUUUUUGUCUGUUGGUCCCUGGAGAGUCCAGUCUGGACUAGUAGAGGCGCACUUCUCCGGGUGGUGGUGUCUCUCUGGAGAUAGUACAACCUGAGCAAAUGUACCUAAUUACCCCCUGCUGUUCUCUUAUUUAUCCGUCCCAUGGAAACACAUCCAUUUCCACAGUAAUACGGACAAAGUUACAUUUUAAUACAGUGGACCACCAAAGGUAUUCACCUCUUUCAGUAAGGUCUAACUUAGUUCAAUAAAGUUCCUUCAGGAUAUUGUAGGAACUUGUCAGUCUGUUACAUCAACAAAAUCUUGAAAGCUAUAAAUGCAAUGUAGCCUCAAUACAUUUACAUACAUUUCAAAGCAUUAACAACUGUAGAUUAGCAAAAUCUCUUCCCAAAAAAACUAACCCACAACCACCCCACCUGGAUUCAGAAAGGAAGGAGAAAGAUCUAUUAGCCAUGAACUGAGAACUCAGCCAGAGUUAAACAAGCUGGUGUGCUGUGAAUGCUGCUUGUCAGUGUCAUCUGAUCUCAUUGAUUCCUUGUGCUCUUCCCCUCCCACCAAUCUCUUUGGUGUAUCCACCUGUUCUUUCUCAUCCAAUAGUGAGCGUAUGUCUAUACUGCAAUCCGAAGUGUGACUGUAGCACUUGUAGACAUACCCGAGAUAACUUUGAUCUAGCUAGCUCAAAUUACAAUAGUAAUGCAGCCACAGCAACACGGGCUGUGCAAUCCUGCUGGGGCCCUUGGGUUUUGUCCAUCAUAUGUACAGUAACUCCACACUUAUCGUCGUCCCAGUUAACGUUGUUUCGUUGUUACGUUGCUGAUCAAUUAGAGAACAUGCUCCUUUAAAGUUGGUCAGUGCUCCCUUAUAAUGUUGUUUGGCAGCUGCCUGCUUUGUCCACUGCUUGCAGAAAGAGCAGCCCGUUGGAGCUAGUUGGUGGGGGCUUGGAACCAGGGUGGACCGGCAGCCCCCCAUUAGCUCCCCUAAGUUCCCUGUGCGGCAGCCACCCAGCAGGCUAUCAAUUGCCGGGCAGUUCAGCUGUCCCGACCCCCUCUGCCGUGUGCUGCUCCUGCCCUCUGCCUUGGAGCUGCUCUCAGGAGCCUCCUGCUUGCUGUGGGGGCUAAGAAGAGGGGUACUAAUGUCAGGGUGUCCCCCCCACACUCCUGCCCCCAGUCCUGUACCCCACCCCACAGAGCAGGAGGGGGACACAACAGGGCUCAGGACGGAGGGAGCUUGCUGGCAGCAGCUGCUGUCUCAACUUGCUGAUCUACUUAAAAAGGCAAUGUACUUAGAGUGUGGUGAGCGUACCUAAAGGGGCAAUGCGCGUCUCUCUCACGCACACACGGUGUCUCUCUGUCUCUCUCUCACACACACGCGCGCACACACGCGCGCAUGUACGCAAGGUGUGUCUCUCUGUCUCUCUCUGUCAUGCUGUGUCUCCUCCCUCCAUUCCUGCUGCCUUGUAGAGUGUGAGGCUACAUUAACAAUGAACAUGAAAAGAUGGGAGUUGCCUUACCAAGUGUGAGGUCAGUCUAAAGAGACAAUUCAACUAACAGUAGGAUACCAAGGGAGGAAAAAUAACUUUUGUAGUGGUAUUGAGAGUGGCCCAUUUCAACAGUUGACAAGACGGUGUGAGUAACAGUAGGGGGAAAUUAGUAUGGGGGAAAUUAGGUUUAGAUUUUGUAAUGACCCAACCACUCCCAGUCUUUAUUCAGGCCUAAUGUGAUGGUGUCCAGUUUGCAAAUUAAUUCCAGUUCUGCAGUUUCACGUUGGAGUCUGUUUUUGAAGUUUUGUUGUUGAAGAAUUGCCACUUUUACGUCUGUUAUUGAGUGGCCAGGGAGAUUUAAGUGUUCUCCUACUGGUUUUUGAAUGUUAUCUACAGCAAGUAGAUAGUCCAUGUAUGUGUGAACAUGUGUUUUGUCUAAUUAAUUAAUAAAAUUCUCAUCACUUUCAGAUUA